UCAUGAUCGGGUUCGAAUUUCAUAGAGGCGGUCAUAGGUCGAUCACGUGGAACGCGUGCUAGUGGGCCCUCGUGUUUCCUUCACUUAGAAAGACACAUGUAUCCUCUUGAUUGCCCUAUGAUGGGAGAACCGAUAUGAUCGAAAGUCCUCGCGCUCUUGCCUCAAACUCGAGAACUCGAUCUGAUUUAUGUGUUCCCCUUUCAAGUCCAUUUCGAAAACCGAACGGAAGAAGCUACCGCAGUACCCCUCUCUCACUCUCCCGCGAAAGCCUCGCCCGGCGAAUCUAGGGUUCCUGUGGGGCUGAAGGUUUUCUGGCGGGCAUUGGCAAUGCUUUUGGUGAAGUAUCGAAGGUGGAAUAACUUACGAAUAGUCACUGGAAAUGGUUCUGCAUAUUGGUGCCCGAUGCCCAUCGCCCUUAACGGGAUGGCUGAUAAUUCUAAAGAAAGUGAUCAUGGCAGUGGUGAGCAACAUGGCUGCAUAGGCAUUUUUUCAGAGGCUACCAGUUUGGCCCCAAAGGUUGGAAUGGAAUUUGACAAUGAAGUUCAAGCAUUUGAGUUUUAUAAUUCAUAUGCUUAUAGACAUGGAUUUAGUGUUCGAAUUAAUUCUUGGGAUAAGAAUUGCAUGGGGGAGAUAAAUCGCAAGACAUUUGUAUGUUAUAAGGAAGGUUAUGCCAUCAAAAAGGGUGGUACAACUAGGGUGAGAUCUGAUGCAAGAUGUGGUUGCCUUGCCCGCAUGGUUAUAAAGAGAGGAACUAAUGGCAGAUUAUAUGUGUCUCAAUUUGAGCCUAUACACAACCACCAAGUUGUUGCCCCUAGUGAGGUGCACAUGCUAAGGUCACACCGGAGGAGAGCACAAGCCGACAUAACACCAGACGCAACAGGCAGUGUGAAGAAAAAAGUGAAAGCUGCAAAGGAAAAUCAAUCUGAAAUUCAAAAGAAUUUGACCAACUUCCCUGUGGAUUAUAAGAUAUACCUAUCUAAAAAGCGUGAGAUUUCUCCAAAACCUGGUGAUAUAGGAUCUGUGAUGCAAUAUCUAGAAGAAAGAACAACAAAUGAUCCAUCAUUUUUCAGUGCAAUACAACUUGACCAAGAUGAUUCCAUAACAAAUAUCUUCUGGGCAGAUGCAAGGUCAAAGUUGGAUUAUGAUUGCUUUGGGGAUGUUGUCUGUUUUGAUACGACAUUGAUUGCCAAUAGUUCUGGUAGGCCUUUUGGAUUAUUUAUUGGUAUAAAUCAUCACAAACAAAGUGUUGUUUUUGGUGCAACUCUAUUGUAUGAUCAAUCCAGUGAAACUUUCGAGUGGCUGUUUCAAACCUUUGAAAGAACUAUGCAAGGGAAACAGCCAAAAGUUAUACUGACAGAUCAAGAUCAAGUAAUUGCAAAAGCACUUGCUAAUGUGUGGCCUAGUACAUACCAUCGAAUAUGUUUGUGGCACAUCUUCCAAAAAGCAUCAAAUGCAUUCAAUAGCAGUAAUGAUUUUAAGAAUGACUUCAGCAGCUGCAUUUUUGGUCAUGAAGAUGAAGAUAGUUUCCUAUCCUCAUGGCAGCACAUGUUAGUCAAACAUGACCUAGUCCAGAACGAGUGGUUAACAGACUUGUUCAAUGAAAGGGAAAAAUGGGCCUUAGCUUAUGGACGAGAUAAGUUUUGUGCUGACAUAAUAACUACUCAAAGAAGUGAAAGCUUUAUUAGUGUGUUGAAACGGUACUUAAAUUCACAACUAGAUCUACUGCGUUUUCUUGAGCAUUAUGAGAGGCUAGUUGAAGAUCAACGAUUUGCUGAACUUGAUGAAGACUGUAAGGCAAAUGAGCCAAGCAUGUUAUAUACACAUUUGUUACGGGAAGCUGCAAAGGUUUAUACGCCUAAUGUUUUUGAAAUUGUUAGAAAGGAGGCAAUGAUGGUUUUGGAUUGUGAUGUUGAUCGUUUGAGUGAAGAUGGGUCCAUAACUGAGUAUGAAGUAGCAUUUGUACAAAAUGUUAAGAAAUAUAUUGUUGCCUUUGAUUCAUCUAAUUGCAUGGUUUCUUGUAGCUGUAUGAAGUUUGACUUCAUUGGGAUUCUAUGCUGUCAUGCUCUGAAAGUGCUUGAUCAUAUGAAAAUUAAGCACAUCCCACAACACUAUAUCUUGAAAAGAUGGACAAAAGAUGCCAAAUGUGGGGUGAUCAUAGCUCAGUUUGCACCUCAAACUUAUGGUAUUGUAAAGUCAAUUAUGUCAACACGCUACAACCUUAUAAGUCACUCCUUGAUUAAGAUUGCAACCAGGGCUUCUGAGAGUGAGGAAGCAUAUAAGUAUCUUCAAAAUCAAUCCUUGAUGAUCUUGGAGGGGGUGGAGCGCAUAUUGAAAAAGGAUUCAGGUUGGCAUCUUGACAAAUAUAAAAAGAAUCAUGAUGGAGUAGAAAAGCAGCCCAUGGCAAUCAAGGACACCUUAACUCUCAAAUUUGUUUGAUAUGACUGCCUUUUGGUCUGCGUAAUCUCAGUCCACUCCAACAAAUGGAGGGCUAAAUAAUGGAUAUAUCGACAAGAUAAUGCCAUAAGGGUUGUGUUUGAAGAAUUCAAGGGACAGGCCUGACUUAAUGGUGUGUGACAUGGAUUGCAGCCAGUGUCUGGCCCAACAUGUAACAUAUUUGUUGUAGGUCUUGGGCCAGGGUCGGCCUUCCGUCAUCUUUCAUCAGGUUGGCCAGAUCAUGCCUAUUUAAAUCUUGCCAUGGGAUAGACUUGCCUGCAUUUUGCAGCUUGUAUUUGGAUGUUUCGAACUGACAUAUGUGGCUACUUUUAUUUACAAGUGGAUAGAAGUAGUUAUCUUUCUUUUGUUUGUUUUCUCUGUUUGAUCAUGCAUUUUAAAGGACCUGAUUUUAGUCUUUUCAACAUGAACGAGUUUGUGAAGGCAAAGCCUAUGUGAUGAGUAACAGGAUAUUCAGACCUGGAACAGACAAGAUCCAUAAUUAGGUGCUACUAGGAAAGUUUAUGUCAUCCUUAUGAUUGGAACAUGCAGCUAACUAUUACAGGCUGUGGCAAACUGGUUGAUAGUUUGUGUGUUAUAUACUCAUCAUGUUUCCAAAGGUUGGUGUGGUCACCAAGUGUUGCUAUAUGUUAUAUCAUGUUCCACUAAACUUCUUGUGCUUCUGCUUUAUAUAGACUUUUCGUUUUAUCUGUUUCAUGGCUCGGCUUGACCAUUCUUUGGAAGCUAAAACAGGCAUUGUCAGAUUUCAUCAAUGUGAUUGUUGAAUAAGUACAUUUUCUGAUAGAUCUUUAUCAGUAAAAGUUUUAGUGGUCAAUCUGUAACAAUUAUUAGAUUUAUUUCUCUGUCCAUUUAGAGAAGGUUUGCAAACAUUGUCUUUGUUGCCAUGUUGUCUUGGUAGACUGUCCACGAUGUCUGGCUAUUGGAGGUUUGGUUAUCCACAUCAAUUUCGGUGGCCGAUUCAGGUCCAUAAUAAGGAAUGACUAUCCUGGCAUUCUUCAAUACUUUCACUGAAUACUUGUUCCAAUUAGGUGCCUUCGUUUGAUAAUUUAUUUUUGCAGGAAACUUCAACAUUCAUAAUCACAGUGCAUUUAAAACAAUUUCAGAUUAGAUGGAUCACCAUAUUUGGUUAACCUUAUGCAGCAUUUGACUUUCUUAGGAAGCAAAGUAGUCUUCUUUUCACUUUUUUAAACAUUUGACAUAGACAAGGUUUGGACUCAUUCUCCUUUCAAUUCAUGAUACGCUUAGAGGGACUAAUAGAUACUUUGAAUUCUGAUUCUUGUUUUCAAGGAACGCAAAUAGCAUGAGAGGGACAGGCUCUUUUCUUUCUGUGUUCGUCCUUCUUUUUAAUAAAUAAUCCUCUAUUUUUCUUCUUUCUUUUUGUCCUUUGUUCCUAUUCUACCGGAAGUAUUGCCCUAAGUUGUAUAGUUAUUAAUCAAUAGGAAGAGCGUUUUUCCUCGUUGAGACUGAAAAUGUUGCUGUCCUUAGUCUUUAUGGUAGUUUUCUUUGAUUGGUAUGUCAUCUAUUGUUCUGCCUUUGCUGGUUAGCAUUCUAACUGCUACCAUGUCAUUUCGAGUGUAGUCAGAUGCCAAUACUCGGUUGAAAGCCCUGGAGAUGGGAAAAUGCUCAGCUUGCUGCAUAUCGCCAUUUGUGUUGGUUGUGAGGAAAGCAACUUGAUCAUCUGGUCGCUCCCUCAUUAUUCAAUUCUUCGUUGACCUUUUUUACAAUAGAUUUACCGUCUUUUUUCUGGUUUUUAAUAAAUUUAAGCAGGUUCUAUUUGAUCAAGGCAAUAAAGAGGAGUGGCUGCUGACUUUCUCGCGAGAGAAACGAUUUAAGCUCUGAGCUUCAUAACAUUAUCUUUAGGUGAAAAAUGAGAGGUUGACGUAUUGAAUUAACUCGAUGGAGAAGAGGAAUAUCUUUGCGGGCCGUUGGUAAGUCUGCGGAAGCAACUUUUUUGUCAAGCACUAAGAUUCUGUCCUGGGAUUUGUGCGAACAAGAGGUCUUGAACCACGAAGCAAGCAAAUCGAAGGACAUUCUAGCCUUCAACAUUUUUUUUUCCCUCGUUGUCCUUCUUGCCCCUUUUGCAUAAUUUCUCGUGCAUAUAGGAGCAUAAAGGGUUCAGAUUCCUACAACCCGAAUACAUGGGUAACUACAUUUGGCCAAGUUGGGACAGCAAAAUAAAAACCAAAGUUCUCCAAUUUGUCCUAA
Messenger RNA from Nymphaea colorata (pocket water lily), 4656 nucleotides. Its product is annotated as protein FAR1-RELATED SEQUENCE 5-like. Lineage: Eukaryota; Viridiplantae; Streptophyta; Magnoliopsida; Nymphaeales; Nymphaeaceae. Gene Ontology annotation, biological process: regulation of DNA-templated transcription. The record is from RefSeq and is a predicted model, not a curated record. Gene Ontology annotation, molecular function: zinc ion binding. The transcript has 7 exons. The coding region runs from base 328 to 2436 and encodes 702 amino acids.